Messenger RNA from Nakaseomyces glabratus, 1629 nucleotides. RefSeq names its product 1,3-beta-glucanosyltransferase (gene GAS2). Gene Ontology annotation, molecular function: 1,3-beta-glucanosyltransferase activity. The record is from RefSeq and is a predicted model, not a curated record. Gene Ontology annotation, cellular component: plasma membrane. Gene Ontology annotation, biological process: fungal-type cell wall (1->3)-beta-D-glucan biosynthetic process; fungal-type cell wall organization. NCBI's taxonomy places the organism in Eukaryota, Fungi, Ascomycota, Saccharomycetes, Saccharomycetales, Saccharomycetaceae.
AUGAAGAAAUUAUUAUAUUUUGCUUUGUCUGUGGUAGCAACAUCAGCUCAGCUAGCUGAUGAGGUCUUAUUACGCAAAUGGUCUUUGCAGUUACCUACUAUCGAAAUCGAAGGCAAUAAAUUCUUCAAUAGUGAAACUGGUGAGCAAUUUUUUAUGAAAGGCAUUGCAUACCAACAGCAAGUUGAUCAGGAUAGUGAAUUAUAUGAUGGUACACCAUAUGUAGAUCCUCUUGCUGACCCACAUAUAUGUCUCCGUGAUCUACCAUAUCUGGUGGAGCUUGGAAUCAAUACAAUAAGAGUGUAUCAUAUUGACCCCAGCUCUUCACAUGAUACAUGCAUGAAGGCAUUUUCUGAUGCAGGUAUAUAUGUGCUCAUCGAUCUCGCAGAACCAGAAAUAUCCAUAGUCCGUAAUAACCCUAGUUGGGAUGUUAAAGUAUGGUCUAGGUAUAGAGAUGUAGUUGAUGCCAUGCAUUUUUAUAACAAUGUUUUAGGCUUUUUUGCUGGUAAUGAAGUGACCAAUGACAAAUAUAAUACUGAUGCUUCACCAUUUGUGAAGGCGGCAAUUAGAGAUGUAAAGACUUAUAUGCAACAAAAGGGAUAUAGGAAUAUCCCUGUAGGUUAUUCAACGAAUGACGAUGCUGAAACUAGAAUAAAUCUUUCCAAAUAUUUUGUAUGUGGAGAAAACUCAGCAGAUUUCUAUGGCAUAAAUAUGUAUGAGUGGUGUGGCUAUUCUACAUACGGCACCAGCGGCUACAAAGAAAGAACUGAAGAAUUUACUGACUUCCCUGUUCCAGUGUUUUUCUCUGAAUUUGGGUGUAACUUGGUUAGACCCAGGCCAUUUACAGAAGUAGCCGCCCUCUUCAGUAAGAAAAUGUCUUCUGUAUGGUCUGGCGGUUUAGUUUAUAUGUAUUUUGAGGAGGAAAAUCAAUAUGGUGUUGUUAAAAUUAACAAAAAUAAUGAAGUAGAGAAGCUACCUGAUUUUGAUAAUUUGAAAAAAGCAUAUAGGAAAGCAACCCCUAAGGGUGUCAAUCUUUCAGAUCAAGCUGUCUCAAGGAAAUCCAUUAAUGUUCGCAAACUUGAUUGCCCGGAGAAAAGCCAUAAUAAUAAUUGGUUAGCGUCUGAUAUUUUACCACCGACACCUAAUGACGAGAAAUGUUCUUGCUUGGAUGAGAUUUUACCUUGCCUGGCAUUACCUAGUAAUGACGAUCAAGAUCAUUACAAGACUUUAUUUAACUACGUUUGUGGGGAAGUCGACUGUACAGAUAUCAAAACAGAUGGUACAUUAGGGAAGUAUGGAAAAUUCUCAGACUGUUCAGUAAAUCAAAAGCUGUCCUUGCAAUUGAGUAAGCUUUACUACAAAUUAAAAUUAGAGGAUCACAUAUGCCCAACUAACCCGAAAUACGUUCGGUUUAACAGCGCGACCAUAACUCGGAAGGAUACUUGUGAAUCUAUCCUCAAAGAAAUUAGCCAAGGGACUGCAAAAACUAAAAAGGAACCGAUAAAUGAAAUAGUCACAUCGGUACCAGCGGAAGACGGAAUGAUUUCCUCCACCGCUAACACUUUGAGUGGCACAAUAAUACUAGUUAUUAUUGUUCUAAAUACUUUAGUAGUCCUGCUUAUAGCAUAUUAA